AUCGCUGCCGCUGCCCAUCGAUCAGCUGAUUGCCUUGGGAGAAAUUUAUUUAAAUUACUUUGCCCAUUGUUGACCAACUUCCACACCAACACAAUGAUUGAGUCCGAGGCAGAUUCAGAGAGGACCAAACUGAAGCGGGAGAUCUCCGAGCUGCGGGCAGCGCUCAACAGGAAGGAGCAAUGUUUGCGGGAACUGGAGGCCAUGGUUCCUGCUUUAGCCGGAGCAGAAAAUCACGACGAAGGAGAUCCACCAGGAGCUAUAAUCCACACCAAGUUGACCAACGAUGACAUAGCAAGGUAUAGCCGACAGCUUAUAUUGCCGGACUUUGGAGUCCAAGGACAGUUAAAGCUGAAAAACAGCUCCGUGCUGAUUGUGGGCCUCGGCGGAUUGGGCUGCCCGGCGGCACAAUAUCUGGCAGCAGCUGGAUGCGGACACCUGGGACUCAUAGACUACGACGAGGUGGAGCGGAGCAACUUUCACCGCCAAAUCCUGCAUUCAGAAGCGCGAUGCGGCAUGUCCAAGGCGGAAUCGGCCAGGAUUGCCCUGCUGGAACUGAAUCCGCAUUGUGAAAUCCGCUGCCACUCGAGACUGCUUUACAGCCAGAAUGCCAUGCACAUUAUCCGUGGCUACGAUGUGGUCCUGGACUGCAGCGACAACGUACCCACGCGUUAUCUACUCAACGAUGCCUGCGUGAUGCUGCGCAAACCCCUCGUCUCGGGUAGUGCCCUCAAAAUGGACGGCCAGCUGACCGUAUAUAGCUAUGGCAAUGGACCCUGCUACAGGUGCAUCUAUCCAGUGCCUCCGCCCCCGGAGGCAGUCACAAACUGCGGCGAUGGCGGAGUCCUGGGCGCUGUCACUGGCACCAUCGGAGCCAUGCAGGCGCUGGAGGCCAUUAAGGUGAUUGUGGGAUUGGGCGAUGUGCUGGCCGGUCGCCUGCUCAUCUUCGAUGGCACCAGCAGCCUGUUCCGCAACAUUCGCAUCCGCAGCAAGCGGCCCAAUUGUCAUGUGUGCUCCGCCCAGCCACUGAUCACGGAGCUGAUCGACUACGAGAUGUUCUGCGGAAUGCACGCCACCGACAAGGACAAUCCCUUGCAACUUCUGGCGGCGGAUGAACGCCUGUCCGUGGAGGAGUACAGUGAGAAGCUUCAGGCCAAGCCCCACCUGCUAAUGGAUGUGCGGCCAACGGCCGAGUUCGAGAUUUGCCAACUACCCAAAGCUGUGAAUGUGCCGCUGGUCGAGAUCCUAGACGAUAGCUACCUUAAGCGGUUCGCCAAGCAGCUGGAGGACAAGGAGUUGCCCAUCGUCCUGCUCUGCCGACGGGGAAAUGACUCCCAGAUCGCCGUUCAGCAUGUACGGAAUAGAUUCCCCAUGCAUUCCGUUCGAGACCUGAUUGGUGGACUGCACGCCUGGACAAAGAGUGUGGACCCCAGUUUUCCUAUAUAUUAGUCCAACGAAUUAUAUACGUUUGAUUGUAUGUAGAUUUAUUCUUUGUUUAUUUCCUGCAAUUACAUUCGCCUGUUUUGUAAUCACUAUAAUACCAAGGUUGUUUAAUAAAAUGAAUUAUGUAGUUCUGUCUUAUGAAAAA
Molecule: messenger RNA, 1585 nt
Organism: Drosophila elegans
Lineage: Eukaryota; Metazoa; Arthropoda; Insecta; Diptera; Drosophilidae
Gene: Uba4
Product: adenylyltransferase and sulfurtransferase MOCS3
Exons: 1
Coding region: 94-1446 (450 amino acids)
Biological process (GO): protein urmylation; tRNA wobble position uridine thiolation
Cellular component (GO): cytosol; cytoplasm
Molecular function (GO): thiosulfate-cyanide sulfurtransferase activity; URM1 activating enzyme activity; adenylyltransferase activity
Source: RefSeq, a predicted model, not a curated record